AUGACUAGAGAACCCGUCCUCCUUCAGCCUUGCAUUGUGCACAUUCGACGGCUGAGUGUUGUAGAAAGAAUAAUGGUGGACGUGAACCCUGAGGACAAGGCUGGGUCUCCUCACUGGCGUUCUGUGGGAGCACAUAGACAGUCUCCCAACCAUAUGGAGGAAGAAGAUGGGGAAGGAGAUGGAGAGGAAGGAAGCAGCUGGUACAAGUCAACCGAGAAAGCUUUUCAAGGCUUUCCAGUCCACUAUGAUUGCGCGGCCAGGCCGGCGGCGGCCUGCGAGGGAAGUUUCCUGCCGGCCUGGGUGAGCGGCGUGCCCCGCGAGCGGCUGCGCGACUUCCAGCACCACAAGCGCGUGGGCAACUACCUCAUCGGCAGCAGGAAGCUGGGCGAGGGCUCCUUCGCCAAGGUGCGCGAGGGGCUGCACGUGCUGACCGGAGAGAAGGUGGCCAUAAAAGUCAUUGACAAAAAGAGGGCCAAAAAAGACACCUAUGUCACCAAAAACCUUCGGCGAGAGGGGCAGAUCCAGCAGAUGAUCCGCCACCCUAACAUCACCCAGCUCCUCGAUAUCUUAGAGACGGAAAACAGCUACUACCUGGUCAUGGAGCUGUGUCCUGGGGGCAACCUGAUGCACAAGAUAUACGAGAAGAAGCGGCUGGAGGAAUCUGAAGCCCGCAGAUACAUCAGGCAGCUCAUCUCUGCGGUGGAGCACCUGCACCGGGCAGGGGUGGUCCACAGAGACUUGAAGAUAGAAAAUUUGCUACUAGAUGAAGACAAUAAUAUCAAGCUGAUUGACUUCGGUUUGAGCAACUGCGCAGGCAUCCUCGGCCACUCGGACCCGUUCAGCACGCAGUGUGGCAGCCCCGCCUACGCCGCGCCCGAACUUCUUGCCAGGAAGAAAUAUGGCCCCAAAAUUGACGUCUGGUCCAUAGGUGUGAACAUGUACGCCAUGUUGACCGGGACCCUGCCUUUCACAGUGGAGCCUUUCAGCCUGAGGGCUUUGUACCAGAAGAUGGUGGACAAGGAAAUGAACCCCCUCCCCACCCAGCUCUCCACAGGAGCCAUCAACUUCCUGCGCUCUCUCCUGGAGCCGGAUCCUGUGAAGAGGCCCAACAUUCAGCAAGCACUGGCGAAUCGCUGGCUUAAUGAGAAUUACAUGGGCAAAGUGCCAUAUAAUGUCACCUAUCCCAACAGGAUCUCCCUGGAAGAUCUGAGCCCAAGCGUGGUGCUGCACAUGACCGAGAAGCUGGGCUACAAGAACAGCGACGUGAUCAACACCGUGCUCUCCAAUCGCGCCUGCCACAUCCUUGCCAUCUACUUCCUCUUAAACAAGAAACUCGAGCGCUAUUUGUCAGGGAAACCUGACAUCCAGGACAGUGUCUGCUGCAAGACCCAGCUCUACCAGAUAGAAAAGUGCAGGCCCACCAAAGAGCCCUGUGAGACCUCCCUGGACACCUGGACAAGAGACCUUGAAUUCCAUGCUGUGCAGGAUAAAAAGCCCAAAGAACAAGAAAAAAGAGGGGAUUUUCUUCAUCGGCCGUUUUCCAAGAAGUUGGACAAGAACCAGCCCUCGCACAAACAACCCUCGGCCUCGCUCAUCACGCAGAUUCAGAACACCAAGGCCCUGCUGAGGGACCGGAAGGCCCCCAAGUCCGGCUUCCCCGACAAAGAUUCCUUCGGCUGCCGCAAUCUUUUCCGCAAAACCUCAGACUCCAGUUGUGUGGCUUCGUCUUCCAUGGAGUUCAUCGCCGUCCCACCGCCCAGGACCCCCAGGAUUGUCAAGAAACCGCAGCCCCCUCAGCAGGGGCCCGGGAGCAGCAGCAUCCCCACCAAGGAAGACCCCCUGGUGCUGGAUAUGGUCCGUUCCUUCGAGUCUGUCGAUCACGAGGACCACACGGAACUGCUCUCCCCCUCCGAUCACUAUAGGAUCCUGAACUCCCCUGGAGGCUUGGCUCGUGGAAACCCCGGUGAGCGGACGCUGUCUCCGGCUCUGCUGCCCGGAAGCCCGUCACCUCUCCAAACUCCUUUGCAUCCCACUCUGGUCUCCUUUGCUCACGAAGAUAAGAACUGUCCCCCCAAAGAGGAGGGUGUGUACUCCCCACCUCCAGUUUGCAGUAACGGCACCACACAGCCCCUGGGGAGCCCGAAUUGUGUGAAAAGUCGAGGCAGGUUCCCCAUGAUGGGCAUCGGACAGAUGCUGAGGAAGCGGCAUCAGAGCCUACAGCCCUCUGCAGACAGGGCCUUGGAGGCCAGCAUGCCCCCGCUGCAGCCCAUGGCCCCCGUGAGCCUUGCCUUCGACCUGGCCGAUGGCGUGAAAGGCCAGUGUUAACCUGGGCCAGCGGCGGGACGCUGGGUAUUUCUAAGGGCGGUAAUGGAACAGGAUGUGAAGAUUCAAAGGGAGGCCUCUCUCGCAGCAUCCUUCAUGCCUCAUGUCCUCCUGCCAGGCAGUGUCCCAUCUGUGGAACAGCUGAAGUCCAUAGGCUGAAAGCCUGCAGCACCCAGUCUUGCCUAGGGACCCCGGAGAUGCUGGCGUUGACUGGGAGGGUUGGCUGUGACUGCAGCCAGUGAUGGUUCACACCCUCUUACUCACCGGCCCUCCGCCCACCUCCCUCGGCUGGGCUCCACGGUGAGCACCAUGCAUCCGCCUCUGGGCUGCUCAGAUCACAGACUGUUACCAGAUCUUUCUUCACUGUGUGCUCUGCGUGUGCCUCUCAGUGGAUCAUUCUCUUUUCAGCAAUCGGCCACCGUCGUGUGGGGACUGAUGGCCCCGUCACAGAGCGCUUUCUCCAGACCACGGUUUUCCUUCCUUUUGUAGAGGUGAAUACCUGGAACACCGGGCCCCAGGAGCCUCAGAGGAAGAUGGGUGGGAGUCUCGGCCACCAGCACCACCCCUCAGAGCGGAAAGGGGCAGCUGGGCAAAGACCGAUCCAAACAGUGAGGACUCCAGGGAAAGGAAAGACCAAAGAGAGGCACGCGUUUCCGAAACAAGAUUUUGACAGUUUUGUGUUGUUUUUUUGGUUGAAACUUACUAAUAGUUAACUUAUCUUCUCCAAAGAUGACUUUUCUUUAUGUGAUGUCAUUAAGUCACGGUAGCAUAAUUUUUAAAAACCUGAUGGAGAGAUGAGAAGCGAUCCUACUAACCUCCUGUUUUAACGAGAGGAUAAGCACGCAGGGCCUAAAAGCCCACCCAGGUGGUGUUUUCCGGUGGCUGGUAGCCUACGGCGACCUGCAGGAGUGGGGCAUGAUCGCAGCCGGCUGUCAACGCAACCCUGAUCCUUCUGGAAGGCGUAGGACAUAAUUUCAGUACGUUACUUAGAAGGAGAGAAAACGGUUAAGGUUGAAUUUGGAGGCAUCUGGAAGGCACAUUACUCUGUGCAAUGCAGUUUUCAAGCUGCCAGGAAAACAAGUGUAAUUGGGAGCUCGGCUAGUUUGCCGUGAGCUUUGAGCAGGCUUGCCCGCCAGGGAUCGUGUUCAGAAUGGAGUACCGUGUCUUCUUUGAGGAAAGCAGGGCUCCCCAAACAGGCUUUGAGUUCAUGUUCCGUUUUCACACCUCUUUUUCAAGGAUCGAACCAAAGACGCAUCUCCGGUUCUGUGUCUGUGCCAUCCCUGUGUGCGUGUUCUGUGGACCCCGUGUUGUCUGAGCGUGUCAAGCUGGAGCCUGCCAGGGGGCUGCCUUCACGUGGGGCCUGGGCCCUGGCACUUGGUAGGGACCCCUUGGUCAUGAGCAGAAUUGGAAAAAGAAGAAUGAUUGGCAUAGGUUGGAGAGCGGUUAAUCCAGGAGACAGAUGACACAACGGCGUGGAGUCCUCGACUGUUGGUUAGUGCAGGUGUGACAGAAAUCAACGCCGUGGCCAGCCCAGGAUUUGUCCUCUCAGCUCGCCGAAACAGGCCACUCCUUAAGGACUACGAAGCCCACCUUCGUUUUUCCCGGCAGCCAGCCCAUGGCAGAGAGUGGCGGACUGGUUUUCACCUUCGGUCAUUUACCAGUGGUGACUUUGCCCCACAGGUCUCUGAGCAAGGAGCAAGCGGGUAUUGGCUGGCCCCUGAAGCCAUGGCGAUGCCCAUUGUGGGCGGACCUUGAGGAGACCUGGAGCUGCUGCUUCCGGCUCGGUGGGGUCAGCCCGGCUCUAAGGCUUGUUAGGAGGGAGUCAGGCUCCUGGCUGUUGGUGUUAUUUCUUUGUAUCUUCCAGACUGGGUUCUGGAACUCUCCAUUGAAAACAGAGCUUUUUAAGCAGAACAAAGAGCCCCUCUCCAUCUGACAUGAAAACGUUUGGAUGUGGAUCAGUGAAGGAACCUUUUUUGAAGAUGGUUUCCGGCUGCAAGUGGCCCGCUGUGCAGGUUCGCAGGCUGUGUAUCUGUGCCUUGUGAACUUCUAGCCCUCGAUGUCUCUUUCCUGUAUUUUACUUUCCUUGAGAACGUGAGCAUUUCUGCGUCAUUGUUAGCUCAUUGGGACGUUUCCCAUUCCUCGCUUGCUUCAAGAACAGCUGUAGCCUGUCAUCCAACUAACUGACCAUGUCACCAUGGGUAACUUGAACUGUGAACUCAGGUUUAUUCCAAACCCAGUGAGAGAUGAGAGGGAGUGAGGAAGGGGGUAAACUGUAUUUUUUGUGUGUGAGCACCUGACAAAUCUAUGAAUUCGAAUGAGAGAAGAAAUGUUAAAUUCUUUAUUAUUUUAUUAUAUUUAUAUGGAAAACUUGACUAUCCUUUUGGUAAGUUCAAAGUGUGUUGUCUCUUUGACCCAUGACUGUCCAUCAUUAGUCUGUGCCUGUGACCUCAGUCGGCCUGUAGUUACUGAUGGAAAUGACUGAACUGUGAUUGUGUGAAGUCCGGGAGGAAAUGUCAACUUUAAUUGUAUAAUUUGGUCAUAAGUAAGAACUGUAUUUAUGUCACCAUUAUUAAAUGUAUGUACUUUUAUAAUGACUGUGAAAUACACUUUUCCCUCACUAUGACGGCUUCAUUUAUUUGCUAAUAAAUCUUAAAACACUGA
Molecule: messenger RNA, 4983 nt
Organism: Pteropus alecto (black flying fox)
Lineage: Eukaryota; Metazoa; Chordata; Mammalia; Chiroptera; Pteropodidae
Gene: HUNK
Product: hormonally up-regulated Neu-associated kinase
Exons: 13
Coding region: 1-2325 (774 amino acids)
Biological process (GO): protein phosphorylation; intracellular signal transduction
Cellular component (GO): cytoplasm
Molecular function (GO): ATP binding; protein serine/threonine kinase activity
Source: RefSeq, a predicted model, not a curated record